AAUGAGUUGAAACUUGUCCCAUUCUUCUUCUUCUUCUUCUUCUUCUUCUUCUUCUUCUUCUUCUUCUUCUUCUUCUUCUUCUUCUUCUUCUUCUUCUUCUUCUUCUUCUUCUUCUUCUUCUUCUUCUUCUUCUUCUUCUUCUUCUUCUUCUUCUUCUUCUUCUUCUUCUUCUUCUUCUUCUUCUUAUGGAUGGAAAGGGUUGUGAAUUGUGGCUUGAAGAGGUGUUUUUGGUCAAUAGUGAAUAAUAUCUGGAAGGGUACUCGGAUUGAGUGCUAUUAACCGAUAGAAGUCUCUCUGCCAUAGAGGAACAAUAGACAGGCACAAGUAACUCUCCAUGAAAAGAGCCAUGGUGAUAAUUGAGUGGAUUUCUAUGGUCUUUUUUUCCAAGUGCCUAAAGCCACAAUAUGGAGUUUGUGUUUCCGCCACGAGGGCAGCCCCGCAACUUAGUUUGCUAUAAAGUUUUAAAGAAGGAAGGGCUGAAAAAAGCAACCACUCUCAAAUUAAUAAAUGGAGCUAUUGAUGCAAGGACUGACAGUCCAUGAGAUUGACAUAAUAGUGUUGCUGCUAUAUUGUACAUGGUUUGUUUACAGACUCAAAUGACAACAUAAAGAAUGAGUAAUUCAACCUUUUUUGGAUUUAUUAUAUGGUUUUUGAUAAAAUCGUAAGGUAUUUAUGAGUAAUAUUCUACAAUAUUCAAUGGGUAUAUAUCAUUGAGAGACCAAUGAAAUGACCAUUUAUCCCAGAUUGUGCCUUUAAUGCAUUUUACAUUUUAAUACCCACUCACGAUAACCACUACCAGUGUGUAUCCUGGUUCGACUUGAUACUCUCCACAUAAAUAAAAGGGCAUAAACAUGUAAUCCGAUGUAAUCAGAGAGGGGUUGACCAUCUUCCCUACAGCCAGUGGGAAUAAACCUGUAAUUUGUUAUCACUCCAACACAUUAUCCCAGUCCAGUGAGAGUUUGUAUUGUGUUGUAUAGUGUAGUGGGGUAAUCUAUGUGUGUUAUCUAGUGGGGGACUUGCUAUGCGCUAUGUCUGUCUACAGGCCAGAAAUGGGUCUCUGUGAUGGUUUUCUAAAGGUCCACCCUGUAAAUAUGAAAAUAAAUACCCUCUUUGUGUGUGUGCGUGUCUGUGUGUGUGUGCGUGUGUCUGUGUGUGUAUUUGGGGAAAAGGGGAAUGGGGUAAUAUUGUGCUAAGCCCCCAGCCAGCUAGCGUUAGUUUUUAUGUUGCCGUAGCAACGUGUCUCUUGUGAGGUUGCGACCUCAGAUGAUUACAGUACAAAGCCUAUUGGGUCUCGAAAACCCCCUUUGAAGAUGAGAAGUCUUUGAUGGUUUGUAUUUAUGCAAAUCUCCCCGAUAUGAUUUAACCAACUGAGAUUGAAUGGGGAGAUGAUUAAAAUUGCCCCUAUUUGAGAAAUCCUUCAAUGGAGCCGUUACUCUUUUAGUUUUUUUGAGAAUGCGUUGUGUGUGUGUGCAUGCAUGCGCAUGGGCGAUAUUUGUGUAUUUUAUUUAGGAAAAUAGCACCACUUUAUCAGGGCUUAUUUAUAUCAGAGAGGGAGGGUGGAGAGAGGGAGGGUGGGAGAGAGAGGAGGGGGACAUGGCGUUACAGAUUUCUACUGGGCUUUUCUCCCCCUCCAUCUCUCUCCCUCUCUCUUUUUUAACAGGCUUUGGAAGGGAAUAUCUGACGGAGGGAGCUUUUGUGUGUUUCCAGAUGAUAGAUUUAGGAAUUUGGGGCUACCCCACUGGCAGUCCAGAGCUCGGUGUGAACUCGUCUGUUGGAAAAAAAAUCUUAGGUGAGCUUACAUAUUAGUGGGAACCAUGCAGAAUAAAGGGCCCCUGCAAAGUGUCAUAUCACAACUCUGAUUGUCGCGCCAAUCUCACUAUUCCCUUCCACCGAGUGGGGCACACAACAUUUACAUAAUAUUGAACACACUUAAAGACGUCACCGAAUUUUGUUUAGUCUUUUUUAUAUUUCUUUAGUAUUUUUUUGUGUUUGUGUGGAUCAUGUAGUAAAAGGGGGGAGAGAGUGCAGAAGGCUUCAGAAGAAGGGGAACCCUGGUGAUAAUGUAAAAUAUAAUUUCAUUCAGCUUUGACGCGCCUCCUCUCUGCACUGCCUCUGUCACGCUCUGGUUCCGGGACGUUGUUAUAGAACCAGGGUGUGUUUGUUUUGUUGGGUGUUGUGUGGGCUAGGUUGGGUAUGAGGUGUGUUCGUUUUGUUGUGUGCUGUUUGGUUGGGGUGUCUAGGUGGUUGUCUUCCUUGUUUGUAUUCAUGUGACUCCCAAUCGGAGGUAACGAGUGACAGCUGUCGGCUCGUUAUCUCUGAUUGGGAGCCAUAUUUAAACUGUGUGGUUUCACCUUGUGUUUGUGGGUUUUUGUUUCCUUGUUCCAUGUUCUGUCGGUGUCAGAGGACUUCACGUAUCGUCUUUUGUUUUGUUUUCGUGAGUACGUAUUUAAUAAAUAUCAUGUUCACUCGCAACGCUGCGCAUUGGUCUCCUGUUUUAGACGAUCGUGACAGACAUGCCCACCAUAAAAGGACCAAGCAGCGUAACAAGCGGCAACAGGACCUACCUACACAGGAGUUAUGGACUCCUCCUAAGGAUUCAUGGACAUGGGAGGAGAUUUUGGAUGGAAAGGGUCCUUGGGCACAACCGGGAGAAUAUCGCCGCCCUCGUGAAGAGCUGGAGGCAGCUGCAGCCGAGAGGAGGUGGUACGAGGAGGCAGCGCGGAGUCGAGGCUGGAAGCCCGUGGGUACUACCCAAGAAUUUCUUGGGGGGGGGCAAAAAGGGAGUGUGGCGAAGUCAGGUAGGAGACCUGCGCCUACUCCCUGUACUUACCGUGGAGAGCGGGAGUACGGGCAGACACCAUGUUACGCAGUAGAGCGCAUGGUGUCUCCUGUACGCAGGCAUAGCCCGGUGCGGUACAUUCCAGCUCCUCGUAUUGGCCGGGCUAGAUUGAGCGUUGAGCCGGAUGUCAUGAAGCCGGUCCCACGCAGCAGGCCACCAGUGCGUCUCCUCGGGCCAGCAUACAUGGCACCAGCCUUACGCAUGGUUUCCCCGGUUCGCCUACAUAGCCCGGUGCGGGUUAUUCCUCCUUCCCGUACUGGUCGGGCGACGGGGAGCAUACAACCAGGUAAGGUUGGGCAGGCUCAGUGCUCAAGGGAGCCAGUACGCCUGCACGGUCCGGUAUUUCCGGCGCCACCUCCCCGCUCCAGCCCAGUACCACCAGUGCCUCCACCACGCACCAAGCCUCCUGUGUGUCCCCAGAGUCCUGUGCGUCCUGUUGUUGCUCUCCGCACUAGCCCUGAGAUGCGUGUCCUCAGCCCGGUACCUCCAGUUCCGGCACCACGCAUCAGGCCUACGGUGCGUCCCCAGGGCCAAGCAUGCCCUGUUGCUUCUCCCCGCACUAGCCCUGAGAUGCGUGUCCUCAGCCCGGUACCCUCCUGUUCCGGCACCACGCACCAGGCCUACGAUGCGCCUCAGACGGCCAGAGUCUGCCGUCUGCCCAACGGGGCCUGAACUGUCCGUCUGCCCAACGCCGUCUGAACUGUCCGUAUGCCAAGCGCUGCAUGAACUACCCGUCUGCCCAACGCCGUCUGAACUGUCCGUUUGCCAAGCACUGCCAGAACUGCCCGUCUGCCCAACGCCGUCUGAACUGUCCGUCUGCCAAGCACUGCAUGAACUGCCCGUCUGCCCAACGCCGUCUGAACUGUCCGUCUGCCAAGCACUGCCUGAACUGCCCGUCUGCCCAACGCCGUCUGAACUGUCCGUAUGCCAAGCGCUGCAUGAACGGCCCGUAUGUACUGAGCCUGCUAAGCCGCCCGUCUGCCAUGAGCCUUCAGAGCCGUCCGCCAGACCAGAGCCGCUAAAGCCUUCCGCCAGACAGGAGCCGCUAAAGCCUUCCGCCAGACAGGAUCAGCCAGAGCCUCCCGCCAGACAGGAUCAGCCAGAGCCUCCCGCCAGACAGGAUCAGCCAGAGCCUUCCGCCAGACGGGAUCAGCCAGAGCCUUCCGCCAGACGGGAUCAGCCAGAGCCUUCCGCCAGACGGCAUCAGCCAGAGCCUUCCGCCAGACAGGAUCAGCCAGGGUCUUCCGCCCGACAGGAUCAGCCAGAGCCUUCCGCCAGACAGGAUCAGCCAGAGCCUUCUGCCAGACAGGAUCAGCCAGAGCCUUCUGCCAGACAGGAUCAGCCAGAGCCUUCUGCCAGACAGGAUCAGCCAGAGCCUUCUGCCAGACAGGAUCAGCCAGAGCCUUCCGCCAGACAGGAUCAGCCAGAGCCUUCUGCCAGACAGGAGCAGCCAGAGCCUUCUGCCAGACAGGAGCAGCCAGAUCCGUCAGCUAGCCAUGAGCAGCCAGAUCCGUCAGCUAGCCAUGAGCAGCCAGGUCCGUCAGCCAGCCAUGAGCAGCCAGAUCCGUCAGCCAGCCAUGAGCAGCCAGAUCCGUCAGCCAGCCAUGAGCAGCCAGAUCCGUCAGCCAGCCAUGAGCAGCCAGAUCCGUCAGCUAGCCAUGAGCAGCCAGAUCCGUCAGCUAGCCAUGAGCAGCCAGAUCCGUCAGCUAGCCAUGAGCAGCCAGAUCAGUCAGCCAGCCAUGAGCAGCCAGAUCCGUCAGCCAGCCAUGAGCCGUCCAGCCGGGAUCCGCCAGAGCCGUCCAGCCGGGAUCCGCCAGAGCCGUCCAGCCGGGAUCCGCCAGAGCCGUCCAGCCGGGAUCCGCCAGAGCCGUCCAGCCGGGAUCCGCCAGAGCCGUCCAGCCGGGAUCCGCCAGAGCCGUCCAGCCGGGAUCCGCCAGAGCCGACCAGCCGGGAUCCGCCAGAGCCGUCCAGCCGGGAGCCGCCAAAGCCGUCCAGCCAGUAUCCGCCAUUCUGUCCGGUACUGCCCCUUAGUCCGGUACUGCCCCUUAGUCCGGUACUGCCCCUUAGCCUGGUACUGCCCCUUAGUCCGGUACUGCCCCUUAGUCCGGUACUGCCCCGUAGUCCGGUGCUGCCCCUUAGUCCGGUGCCGCCCCUUAACCCAGUGGGGUGUAGUUGGGGGGUGGUAAUGUGGAUGAGGCUAGGGAAGCGGGUGGUGACUAAGGUGGGAUGGGGACCACGACCAGGGGCAGAACCGCCACCGUGGACAGACGCCCACCCAGACCCUCCCCUAGACUGUAUGCUGGUGCGCCCGGGGUUCGCACCUUUAGGGGGGGGUACUGUCACGCUCUGGUUCCGGGACGUUGUUAUAGAACCAGGGUGUGUUUGUUUUGUUGGGUGUUGUGUGGGCUAGGUUGGGUAUGAGGUGUGUUCGUUUUGUUGUGUGCUGUUUGGUUGGGGUGUCUAGGUGGUUGUCUUCCUUGUUUGUAUUCAUGUGACUCCCAAUCGGAGGUAACGAGUGACAGCUGUCGGCUCGUUAUCUCUGAUUGGGAGCCAUAUUUAAACUGUGUGGUUUCACCUUGUGUUUGUGGGUUUUUGUUUCCUUGUUCCAUGUUCUGUCGGUGUCAGAGGACUUCACGUAUCGUCUUUUGUUUUGUUUUCGUGAGUACGUAUUUAAUAAAUAUCAUGUUCACUCGCAACGCUGCGCAUUGGUCUCCUGUUUUAGACGAUCGUGACAGCCUCGCUCUCUCUCGCGCUCUCUCUCGCGCUCUCUCACUCUCUCUCUCUCGCUCUCUCUCCACCAAAAGAUCACUUGAUGUAUUUUUGUACAGGAAUAGAAAUGAUGCAGGGACUCAGUAUUGACAGUUGUUUUGUUCCUCUCUCUCCCCACAAUUGCUCCUUCUUACAUUCUUGUAGCAAAACCCCAGUUUUAUUAUUUAAAGAGUCUUAAUCCUGAAUAUUUUUCACGGUUGCAAGUUCCCUCUGACACAAACAGUUUGAUAUCUCUAUUUCCCACCCAUGUUUCUGUCCAUAACAGGGUUUGUGUUAAUGGCUACACUCCCUGAGUGUCUGUCCCUGAGUAAAAUGCUAAUGUUAUUGAACAAUUUGGGUUACGUUGUAUUUCAAUGUGUGCUUAUAAACGGAUUAUAGACAUGAUGAUAUUAACUUUUCCACCAUAAGAUUAGAUAAAUCCACUUAUAAAGCCAGUUUUGAUUUUAGAUCUUAGUUAAUGGUUUACAUGUACAUUUUACUUAAUGCAUACAUGAACAAAAUGAUGAUACCUCUAGCUUACCCUCUUAUAACGUUUGACCAUGUAUUGUGACUGUGCUGUAUGUGUAUGCUGUGGCUGUCUCUCUUCUUGAGAGCAAUGGCAUCACUAGAAAAUUGUGUAUUGUGAUGUCAUAUGUGCUUUCAUUAUUCAGAUAAGCAAUAGUCAUAAUUUCUGUGUGUGUGUGUGUGUGGUUGUGUGUGUGUGUAUGCGGCUUUCGUGUGUGUGUGUGACAGUUUGUUGACAGGUUUCAGCACCACUUGAAUGGACGAGCUCUGACGGAGCCCAUUCGCCUGGUCACCUUUGUGGAAACCGCUGUGGGCCUGCUCAAUUUUAAGGUAAAUUACAAACAAAACCACCAGGAAAUGCCUGCGUCAGAUGUUUUACUACCUCAUUCACUUUUUAUUAAAGCCGGUGUCAGACAGCGCAGCUCGCCAAGUGUCACUGUCCAAAUACGAGAGAUUAAAAGCGUCCGGACAGUCUCUCUACAUCUCUCUCUCAAGGGUUCAAGCAGCAAAGCUGUCUAAACUCUUUUGUGUUUCUUCUGGCUCAGGCAUGAUGGUAAAGUGCCAGACCCUCUCAUGCCACAUGGUGGCGCUAUAGCAAUCAAUUUAACAUGUAAAGUUUUAAAAGUCACGCCCCUCACCCCGUUUGACCUAAAGUCAUGAAAUUCAGUACAUAGGUCCUUCUCUCACAACUAACAAAUUUGCCUCUAGGACCCAUGAGGUCCACCAUGAUGGAUUCUCCGCCAUUUAGAAUUUUGUGAAAAACACUUAAAACGCUACUCCCCUGGCACUGAAUGACCGAACUAUGCAAAACUUAACAUGUGGCAUCUAUGGACAAAGUUCUCCCAAUGCAACAUUUUCCACACUAGUACCUAAAACGACCAAUAAAUGCAUAUAAAUCAAUCACGGAUAUUCGUAUUGUAACAAAACUUAGUACACAUGUUCCAAAUACUGUGAAGACUCAACAUAUUCAAAAACAUUCAAAUUGACUACGGUGGCGCUAUAACAGGCACAUGUUUAUAUCUCUUAAUCUGUUUGACUCGGAGUGAUGAAAUUUGGCACACAUGCUCAGUGUUAUGGGUCUAGCUAACCUGUAAAAUAUGGUCCAGUUUUGCUGUAUGGUGGCACUGUUAGACAUUAAAAACCAUUCAUGCAAGCUCAUUGACUCAUUGCAGCCAUAUUGUUUGAGUUAGAGUCCUGGAAAAUGUUGCUUUUAAAGACGUGGGUACAUAGAUGAUGUAUAAAAAUUUGGUGCCAAUCGGUCCAGUGGUCCUGGAGAAGAAGACGUUUAAAGUAGUCAACAUUAUUGAAAAUGUUCCAAAAUACCUCAAAAGCAUAAUAAUGACCUGUUUGAUGUUGAGUUCUGAUAUUUGGCAAAAGUGGUAAACAGUACAGAAGUAUCUCGUCCUGGGGCAAUGUGUCCAAUUUGUCCUGAUGGUGACACAGUGGGCACACAGCUAAACCGCAGCAAUGCUGCUUGCAGCUUACAUUUUGUAUUGGGUCUCUUCUGAGUUUUUCCCCUCAUCCAGACACUCUCUUUGACAUGUUUUAAUGUGAUCUAAUUUGUGUCGUUUUUUAAUGAUUUUGUUGGCAGGCAUCAAAGUGGGUCUGGUUUUAGUUUGGGCCGACCUUCACCGGCGAUGGGAAAGGGCACGGUUUGGGGGAUUUUGGUGGGGUAACACGCUGUCCUCUUUCUUUUCUUUUUCUCUUUCACCCAAUUAUGUGUGUGUGUGUGUGUGUGCGUGCUUGCAUACGUGCAUGCACGCCUGUGUGUGUCUGCAUGCGUGUGUGAGUGUUUUCCUUCUGGAGAACAUUCUGUAUCCUUAGCCAGACUGAUUCCCUGGGAUGGAAAAGGGAAGUAUGGCUGUGUCACAGCGAGAAGUUAAAUUAAUUUGGACGCCGACAAAAGCAGCAGACACAUUCCGACCGCUCCAUGGCUAACACAAUAGAUGAUAACAUUCCUAGGCCUUUUCCCCCUCUCUCCUCUUGUCGUGUGGUAGUCCCAGCUUCACACAGUCUUCUUAGGAGGGGACAGUGUCUAAGACAGAGACACAAGAUGUGUGUGUGAGUGUGCGUGAGCGCGUUCGUGUUACAAUAGAUAGUGGAGAUUGUAAGUGCAGGUCUGAAUGGGAAACAUGAGCUGCUUGACAGGGUGAGUUGACAGGGUUCACACUUUCCUUAGCUCCACAUACACACACAAACACACUCAUCUCUGUCUUUGUUGUGUGUUCCCUCAGGUUGUGUGUGAGGAAGUACGUCGUCUGGCUCCUGCAGUUGGCCUACACCAUGACGGUGUAGUGUUUGGAUCGGAUGACUUCUGUGCCAGCAUAGGUCCUCUGUCCUCUCUUCCUCUCGCCUCUCACCUACAAUCAAUCCUUUUAUCACCACCUCUCCUCUCCUUCUAUGUCCUGUUCUCUGUCCCGUCCUCCCUUCACUCUCUCCUUUUCUCUGUCCCCUCAGCCCCUUCUCUCCACCUCUCUCCUUUUCUAUCACCCCCUUCUCUCUCUUAUCUCACUUGUCCAUUCCUUGUCUCUCCUCCUCUUGUAGUUCUUGGGCCAGACCCCGCAAUUUGGGUCGUCGGGCUCACUUGGGGUGACGAUGUCUCAAAGUGAUUUUCUUGCAGAUCUAUGUCCCUAGAGUCGGAAAAUGUUUGAUAGCAGUGCAGCAAUGGCAGCUUUCUCUGUUAUCACUCUUUCAUCCCUCCAUCCCAUUCAUUUCUCCCAUAGGGAGUUUACCCUAUGACAAACAAUAUCAGUAUUAGAAAUCCAGGGCUUAAAAACAAAGGUGUCAUUGUACGCUGAUGAUUCAUGUUUUCUUUUAAAUCCACAACUUGAAUCCCUCCACAGCCGCAUAGAGGAUCUAGAUACAUUUUCUAACCUCUCUGGAUUACAACCAAAUUAUGAUAAAUGUACUAUAUUACGUAUUGGAUCACUAAAGAAAUACAAUUUUUACAUUACCAUGUAGUUUACCAAUAAAAUGGUCUGAUGGUGAUGUGGAUAUACUCGGAAUACAUAUCUCAAAUGAAAUAAAUGAUCUCACUCCAAAACAUUUUAAUAGAAAGUUAGCAAAAAUAGAUAAGUUCUUGCUACCAUGGAAAGGUAAAUACCUGUCAAUUUGUGGAAAAAUCACCCUGAUUAACUCUUUAGUAUUAUCCCAGUUGACCUAUUUGCUUAUGGUCUUGCCUAUGCCUAGCGAACAGUUUUUUACACUAUAUGAGAAGAAAAUAUUCCAUUUUAUUUGGAACAGCAAGCCAGUCAAAAUUAAACGGGCCUAUUUAUAUAAUGAAUAUGAAUUAGGAGGACAGAAAUUAUUAAAUAUUAAAGCAUUAGACCUAUCACUAAAAGCUUCAGUCAUACAAAAAUUAUACUUAAAUCCGAACUUGUUCUCUAGCAAACUACUAAGAUUGUCUCACCCAAUGCUCAAGAAGGGACUUUUUCCCUUUAUUCAGAUUACAACCCCUCACUUUCAGGUAUUUGAAAAGGAAAUCAACUCCCACGUAUCACUAUUUCUAAAACAAACCAUAGAAAGUUGUUGCAAUUUCAAUUUAAUCCUCCAGAAAUGACAGAACAAAUAUUGCAACAAAUAUUGUGGUUAAAGUGAAAUAUACUAAUUGAUAUAAAAACGUUAUUUUUUGAGAAAAAAAAUGGUUUAAUCUUCGUAAAUUAUAUUAUCGGUAGGAAUGGUGGAGUUAUGUCGCACAUGCAGCUAACAAAAACAUAUGGAAAUGUCUGCUCUACACAAAAUUACAACCAAAUAAUUGCAGCAUUAACGCAAAAAUGGAAGAGGAAUGUGGAAGGAGGAAAAAGUAAGGAACUUGUCUGUCGGCCUUGCAUUAAAGAACAUAAUUGGUUAAAGAAAAUUGUGAUAAAUAAAAAAGUUUACCAGUUUAAUUUAAGGACCAAAAGAUUGACAGCCGUCCCAUAUAGAUUGCAAAAUAGUUGGGAAGAGAUUUUUGACGUACCGAUUCCAUGGCAUAUUGUUAAUGAAUUGAUACGCAAAACGAAGCCGGAUUCAAAACUUAGAAUUGUUCCAUUGAAAUUAGUGGAGCUGACCCUGCAGAUAGCACUACUGUGUGAUCUGAAAAGUCAUAGUCAAUCGAUCAAUAAUAUAAUAAUACUUUUAGCAAAAAUGUUUAUUUUCAAUUCACAACUGUAGAAACAAUGAGAAUAGAAAGGUUCAGAACUUUUGUAAAACAUCACUGUACAGUUGAAAAAUAUAUGGCAAAUAGAAAUCCAAUAUGGAUGGUGUUAAGAGAUAGAUGGGAGGUGUUGAAUGGAGCUGAAGGAUGGGACUAAUAACAACAACUAAUAACAACAAGAUAACUAGUGUAAGACAUGCUGUGUCCAUAUAUAUAUGCGAGAAAAAAACAAAAAAAACAUGGGGAAUUGGAAGUGAUGCAGACAAUUACAUUGAUGGAAGUUACAAUCUAUAUGCAAUAAUAAAGCAGAUCUACCCCCUUGAAAAAAAAAAAAAUAUAUAUAUAUAUAUAUAUCAGUAUACAACAAGUUAUUGCUUACCUAUACCCUUUAAUCAUACAAUUGGAAGGCUUAGAUUCACAGCUAUCCAUCAGACAAAUUUUCUGAAUAUUCAGGUCAACAGAACUGUUGUUACAUUAAAUACAAAAAACUCAUCAAUCUACUCACAAUACCCCAUAAUGACAAAGUGAAAACAUUUUUAGAAAUUUUUGCAAAUUUAUUGAAAAUGAAGUACAUAAAUAUCUCAUUUACAUAUGUAUUCACACCCCUGAGUAAAUACUUUGUAGAAUCACCUUUGGCAGUGAUUACAGCUGUGAAUAUUUCUGGGUAAGUCUCUAAGACAGGGGUUCCCAAACUUUCUUGGCCCACGACCCCAUUUUGAUAUCUGAAAAUUCUCACGACCCCAACCAUGUGAAAACAUAUUUUGGUAAUUAACAGCCAAUGUUUACUUUUUUAAUUGGAGCUAUGGCAGUCAAUUGCAAAACAUUCUAACAGUAUUUCUGAUUGUAUUCUCAACUCACCAUAAUAUGAUUUUAAUGUGGGGCUAUGACAGUCAAUUGAAAAUGAGUCUGACAUUAUUUCUCUUAUCUCACCACCACUAAUGAGAUGGGUGUGCUUGAUGCAUAUCGCGUCUGAGCUUUUCAAAGUCAGGGGGCGUGGUCGACAGUGUGCACCUCAUCUCUCCUGUCACAUCCAACCUGGAUCGAUAUUUGUUUUGAAUGCAGACGAGAGCACUGAAUCAGCAGAGUUUUAAUGCUCGGAGGAAGACUGCACAGUAUUCCCUUUGAGUAAGGAACAAAAACUCCUCCAUAGUGACCCGUGAAUGCCUUGUCUGCAGCAUCCGGUCACAUGACAACUCGAUCAGCUGUUCGAUUUCAUUUACCAGCAUGUCAACUGAGCCAGAAUCACAGUCAAACGGAUUUCAAACAGAUUUUCCCUGCAUGCUUGUGAUCAGUUUCCAGUUUAUACAGUGCAUUCUGAAAAUAUUCAGACCCCUUGACUUUUUCCACAUUUUGUUACGUUACAGCCUUAUUCUAAAAUGGAUUACAUUGUUUGUUUUUUCUCAUCAAUUUACACACAAUACCCCAUAAUGACAAAGCAAAAACAGUUUAUUUAUUUUUUGCAAACAAAUAUGGAAAUAUCACAUUUACAUAAGUAUUCAGACCCUUUACUCAGUACUUUGUUGAAGCACCAUUGGCAGUGAUUACAGCCUCAAGUCUUCUUGGGUAUGACGCUACAGGCUUGGCAAACCUGUAUUUGGGGAGUUUCUCGCAUUCUUCUCUGCAGAUCCUCUCAAGCUCUGUCAGGUUGGAUGGGGAGCGUCACUGCACAGCUAUUUUCAGGUCUCUCCAGAGAUGUUCGAUUGGGUUCAAGUCCGGGCUCUGGCUAGGCCACUCAAGGACAUUCAGAGAUUUGCCCCGAAGCCACUCCUGCGUUUUCUUGGCUGUGUGCUUAGGGUCAUUGUCCAAUUGGAAGGUGAAUACCUUUGCCCCAGUCUGAGGUCCUGAGCACUCUGGAACAGGUUUUCAUCAACGAUCUCUCUGUACUUUGCUCCGUUCAUCUUUCCCUCGAUCCUGACUGGUCUCCCAGUCCCUGCCGCUGAAAAACAUCCCCACAGCAUGAUGAUGCCACCACCAUUUAGUAAGAUUUAGGUGCAAUCUUACUAGCAGCAAUAUCCUUGCUUGUGAAGCCCUUUUUGUGCAAAGCAAUGAUGACGGCACGUGUUUCCUUGCAGGUAACCAUGGUUAACAGAGGAAGAACAAUGAUUUCAAACACCAUCCUCCUUUUAAAGCUUCCAGUCUGUUAUUCUAACUCUCCAGCCUUGUCCUCGUCAACACUCUCACCUGUGUUAACGAUUAACGAGAGAAUCACUGACAUUAUGGCAGCUGGUCCUUUUGUGGCAGGGCUGAAAUGCAGUGGAAAUGUUUUGGGGGGAUUAAGUGAAUUUUCAUGGCAAAGAGAGACUUUGCAAUUAAUUGCAAUUCAUCUGAUCACUCUUCAUGACAUUCUGGAGUAUAUGCAAAUUGCCAUCAUCAAAACUGAGGCAGCAGACUUUGUGAAAAUUAGUAUUUGUGUCAUUCUCAAAACCUUUGACCACUACUGUAGAUUUAUGAGGUGAAAAAUGAUUUAAUCCAUUGUAGAAUAAGGCUGUAACGUAACAAAAUGUGGAAAAAGUAAAGGGGUCUGAAUACUUUCCGAAUGCACUGUAUAUAUACUGAACAAAAAUAUAAACGCAACAUGGAAAGCCUUGUUUCCUUUUUUCAUUAGCUGAAAUAAAAGAUCCAAGAAAUGUUCCAUAUACACAAAAAGCUUAUUUCUCUGCAGUGUUAUGCACAAAUUUGUUUACAUCCCUGUUAGUGAGCAUUUCUCCUUUGCCAAGAUAAUCCAUCCACAUGACAGGUGUGGUAUAUCAAGAAGAUGGAUAAACAGCAUGAUCAUUAUACAGGUGCACCUUGUGCUGGGGACAAUAAAAGGUCACUCUAAAAUGUGCAGUUUUGUCACAGAACACAAUGCCACAGAUGUCGCAAGUUUUGAGUGAGCAUGUAAUUGGCAUGCUGACUGCAGGAAUGUCCACCAGAGCUGUUGCCAGAUAAUUUAAUGUUCAUUUCUCUACCAACGUCAUUUUAGAGAAUUUGGCAGUACGUCCAAAUGGCCUCACUACCGCAGCCCAGGACCUCCACAUUCGGCUUCUUCACCUGCGGGAUCAUCUGAGACGAGCCACCCAGACAGCUGAUAAAACUGAGGAGUGUUUCUGUCUGUAAUAAAGCCCUUUUGUGGGGAAAAACUCAUUCUGAUUGGCUGGGCCUGGCUCCCCAGUGGGUGAGCCUAUGCCCACCCAUAGCUGUGCCCCUGCCCAGUCAUGUGAAAUCCAUAGAUUAGGUCCUAAUGAAUUUAUUUAAAUUGACUAAUUUCCUUAUAUGAACUGUAACUCAGUAAAAUAAUUGAAAUUGUUGCAUGUUGCGUUUAUAUUUUUGUUCAGUGUGUAUAUAUACACAGUACCAGUCAAACGUUUGGACACACCUACUCAUUCCAGGGUUUUUCUUAAUUUUUACUAUUUUCUACAUUGUAGAAUAAUAGUGAAGACAUCAAAACUAUGAAAUAACACAUAUGGAAUCAUGUAGUAACCCAAAAAGUAUAUUUUAGAUUUUAGAUUCUUCAAAGUAGCCACCCUUUGCCUUGAUGACAGCUUUGCACACUCAAAACCCGGAAACAGAAUGCGCUGAGAUGGCAUCAGAAAGCGAGCCUCCAAGAGGCUCUGCGCCACAGAUUAGUAGGAGAACAGUGCCAGCCAUCCCCUAGUCUCGCACACAAACUGAUUUGAGCAAGGGCAGCCUGAGCAUGCGCCGAGACAUACAAGACAACAAACGUGAGUAUCUUUUAAUUCCUUGGGGCACGCUCUACCACUAAGGGACAGUUUAGUUGGCGCAGCGUAAGACAGUUUCGUGUUCCAAUUGUUUGUGGCGUGAAUCCUUCCUCUUCACACCGAGGUGAAGAGCGGAAUAAGUGACGGAAUGAAUCUGAGCCUCACGCUUAUCACCUGUGUAAGGCGGGGCUUCCAGCGAGGCGCGUAUUUCAUUGGCUUUCUCAGGCAUGAAUAUAGAUCCUUCAAUCGAAGUCACGAGAGUGCGACUCCCAAUAGUAUCUUGUGCCGAAGUUGACUGACUAAAAGGGAACUUGUUGUAUACUGAUAUUGUUUGUCAUAGUGUAAAAUCCCUAUGGGAAAAAUACAUGGGAUGGAGGGAUGAAAGAGUGAUAACAGAGAAAUCUGCCAUUGCUGCACUGCUAUCACACAUUUUCCGACUCUAGGGACUAAUGCCUCAUUCAUAACAACUGGGAACUGGGAACUCUUGACUUCCGACUUCAGUGCAUUCAAGACAACUGGGAACUCAGGACUCGUUUUGAACGGUCAUCCAACUCAGAAUUCCAGGUCAGAAACUCUGGCAUCUUUCUAGAGCUCCGACUUUCCGACCUGAAGAUCACUGACGUCAUGAUUUGGCCUCGUUUUUUUCCCAGAGUUCCCAGUUGUCUUGAAAGCACCAAUUAGACUUUCAAGAAAAUCACUAUGAAACAUCGUCACCCCAAGUGAACCUGACUGACCCCGCUGGCCCAUGGACUGUUAUUCUCUUUCUCCUCAUCCCACCCACUUCUCACUCCAUUCUCACUUAUCCUUCUCUUUCCAUAUAUACUGAGUAUACCAAACAUUAGGAACAUCUUCCUAAUAUUGAGUUGAACCCCCCCUUUUGCCCUCAGAAUGGCCUCAAUACAGAUGUCGAAAGCAUUACACAGAGAUGUUGACUCCAAUGCUUCCCACACUUGUGAAGUUGGCUGGAUGUCCUUUGGGUGGUGGACCAUUCUUGAUACACACGGGAAACUGCAGUUCUUGACACAAACCGGUGUGCCUGGCACCUACUACCAUACCCCGUUCAAAGGCACUUACAUUUUUUGUCUUGCCCAUUCACCCUCUGAAUGGCACACACACAAUCCAUGUCUCAAUUGUCUCCAGGCUUACAAAUCAUUCUUUAACCUGUUUCCUCCCCUCCAUCUACACUGAUUUGAAGUGGAUUUAACAAGUGAUUCACCUGGUCAGUCUAUGUCAUGGAAAGGGCAGGUGUUCUAAAUGUUUUGUAUACUCAGUAUCUGCCUAUUUGCAUGUAUGGUAAACCUGUGUGUCUAUUUGCUCACAGGUAUAUUUUCCUGUGUAUAUUCCUGUAAGCCACUUUGGAUAAAAGUGUCUGCUAAAUGGCAUAUGUUAUACUAUACAGUGCUAUGAAAAAGUAUUUGUCCCCUUUCUAAUUUUCUCUACUUUUGCAUAUUUGUGAUACUGAAUGUUAUCAGAUCUUCAACCAAAACCAAAUAUUAGAUAAAGGAAACAUAAGUGAACAAAUAACACAACAAUUACAUAUUUAUUUCAUAAACAAAGUUAUGCAACACCCAAUUCCCCUGUGUGAAAAAGUAAUUGUCCCCUUACACUCAAUAACUGGUUGUGCCACCUUUAGCUGCAAUGACUCCAACCAAAUGCUUCCUGUAGUUGUUGAUCAGUCUCUCACGUCGCUGUGGAGGAAUUUUGGCCCACUCUUCCAUGCAGAACUGCUUUAACUCAGUGACGUGUGGGUUUUCAAGCAUGAACAGCGACGUGAGAGACUGAUCAACAACUACAGGAAGCAUUUGGUUGGAGUCAUUGCAGCUAAAGGUGGCACAACCAGUUAUUGAGUGUAAGGGGACAAUUACUUUUUCACACAGGCGAAUUGGGUGUUGCAUAACUUUGUUUAUGAAAUAAAUAUGUAAUUGUUGUGUUAUUUGUUCACUUAUGUUUCCUUUAUCUAAUAUUUGGUUUUGGUUGAAGAUCUGAUAACAUUCAGUAUCACAAAUAUUCAAAAGUAGAGACAAUUAGAAAGGGGGCAAAUACUUUUUCAUAGCACUGUAUAUUAAAUACAGUGGGGAGAACAAGUGUUUGAUACACUGCCAAUUUUGCAGGUUUUCCUACUUACAAAGCAUGUAGAGGUCUGUAAUUUUUAUCAUAGGUACACUUCAACUGUGAGAGACGGAAUCUAAAACAAAACUCCAGAAAAUCACAUUGUAUGAUUUUUAAGUAAUUAAUUUGCAUUUUAUUGCAUGACAUAAGUAUUUGAUACAUCAGAAAAGCAGAACUUAAUAUUUGGCACAGAAACCUUUGUUUGCAAUUACAGAGAUCAUACGUUUCCUGUAGGUCUUGACCAGGUUUGCACACACUGCAGCAGGGAUUUUGGCCCACUCCUCCAUACAGAACUUCUCCAGAUCCUUCAGGUUUCGGGGCUGUCGCUGGGCAAAUGGACUUUCAGCUCCCUCCAAAGAUUUUCUAUUGGGUUCAGGUCUGGAGACUGGCUAGGCCACUCCAGGACCUUGAGAUGCUUCUUACGGAGCCACUCCUUAGUUGCCCUGGCUGUGUGUUUCGGGUCAUUGUCAUGCUGGAAGAACCAGCCAAGACCCAUCUUCAAUGCUCUUACUGAGGGAAGGAGGUUGUUGGCCAAGAUCUCGCGAUACAUGGCCCCAUCCAUCCUCCCCUCAAUACGGUGCAGUCGUCCUGUCCCCUUUGCAGAAAAGCAUCCCCAAAGAAUGAUGUUUCCACCUCCAUGCUUCACGGUUGGGAUGGUGUUCUUGGGGUUGUACUCGUCCUUCUUCUUCCUCCAAACACGGCGAGUGGAGUUUAGACCAAAAUGCUCUAUUUUUGUCUCAUCAGACCACAUGACCUUCUCCCAUUCCUCCUCUGGAUCAUCCAGAUGGUCAUUGGCAAACUUCAGACGGGCCUGGACAAGCGCUGGCUUGAGCAGGGGGACCUUGCGUGCGCUGCAGGAUUUUAAUCCAUGACGGCGUAGUGUGUUACUAAUGGUUUUCUUUGAGACUGUGGUCCCAGCUCUCUUCAGGUCAUUGACCAGGUCCUGCCGUGUAGUCCUGGGCUGAUCCCUCACCUACCUCAUGAUCAUUGAUGCCCCACGAGGUGAGGUCUUGCAUGGAGCCCCAGACCGAGGUUGAUUGACCGUCAUCUUGAACUUCUUCCAUUUUCUAAUAAUUGCGCCAACAGUUGUUGCCUUCUCACCAAGCUGCUUGCCUAUUGUCCUGUAGCCCAUCCCAGCCUUGUACAGGUCUACAAUUUUAUCCCUGAUGUCCUUACACAGCUCUCUGGUCUUGGCCAUUGUGGAGAGGUUGAAGUCUGUUUGAUUGAGUGCGUGGACAGGUGUCUUUUAUACAGGUAACGUGUUCAAACAGGUGCAGUUAAUACAGGUAAUGAGUGGAGAACAGGAGGGCUUCUUAAAGAAAAACUAACAGGUCUGUGAGAGCCGGAAUUCUUACUGGUUGGUAGGUGAUCAAAUACUUAUGUUAUGCAAUAAAAUGCAAAUUAAUUACUUAAAAAUCAUACAAUGUGAUUUUCUGGAUUUUUGUUUUAGAUUCCGUCUCUCACAGUUGAAAUGUACCUAUGAUAAAAAAUUACAGACCUCUACAUGCUUUGUAAGUAGGAAAACCUGCAAAAUCGGCAGUGUAUCAAAUACUUGUUCUUCCCACUGUAUAUAGUUACCUUUGUCUCCCUCCGUCCAGGUGCCACACGGACCAAAGAUGCCAGGGAGCUGAUGUAUGCCCGUCAGAAGGUGGUAGUGACAACCAAGGCCUUCGGUCUACAAGCCAUAGACCUGGUCUACAUAGACUACAAGGACGGAGAGGGUCUACGACAGCAGGCAAGGGAGGGAGUUCUAAUGGGCUUCACA
Messenger RNA from Coregonus sp. 'balchen', 17822 nucleotides. Lineage: Eukaryota; Metazoa; Chordata; Actinopteri; Salmoniformes; Salmonidae. The record is from the annotation of a GenBank genome assembly.